UCGACGUCAUUCUCCCAGGCAGCGCUCCGUGUCGCUGAAAAGAUGGCGGACUCGCAGUCAACGGGUCUGGCGGACGAUGCCGAGAAGGAGGACAGGGAGAGUGGCGGGCGGACGUCGAGGACAGGCAGAGGCAAGGGCAAGAAUGGCGGAACGGAUAGUCUGCGGUUCAGCGACAAAAAUGGCAGCGGGAAGGGGAAAAAACGCUACCUGUCAGAUCUGUCCCUGGUCAGGUUUGUAACCACUGAGCUCACCAGGGGCUACUUCCUGGAGCACAACGAGGCCAAGUACGCCGAGGGCAGGGAGAAGGUCUACACUUGCCUCCGCAUCCCCAAGGAGCUGGAGAAGUUGAUGACAUUUGGCUUCUUCCUCUGCCUGGAUGCCUUCCUCUAUGUCUUCACGCUGUUGCCCCUCAGAGUACUGCUGGCCCUCUUGCAGCUUCUCACACUGCCAUGUUGUGGUCUUGGUGGUGGGCGCCUCUUGCAGCCGGCCCAGGUGUGCGAUGUCCUGAAAGGCUUCAUCAUGGUCCUGUGCUACUCCAUGAUAAGCUACGUAGAUUACGCCAUGAUGUACCACCUCAUUCGAGGCCAGUCUGUCAUCAAGCUGUACAUCAUCUACAACAUGCUGGAGGUGGCCGACCGCCUCUUCUCGUCAUUCGGCCAGGACAUCCUGGACGCGCUGUACUGGACGGCCACGGAGCCAAAGGAGAAGAAGCGGGCGCACAUCGGCGUCAUCCCCCACUUCCUCAUGGCUGUGCUCUACGUCUUUCUCCACGCCAUCCUCAUCAUGGUCCAGGCCACCACACUCAACGUCGCCUUCAACUCGCACAACAAGUCACUCCUCACCAUCAUGAUGUCCAACAACUUUGUGGAAAUCAAAGGAAGCGUGUUUAAGAAGUUUGAGAAGAAUAACCUUUUCCAGAUGUCAAACAGCGACAUCAAAGAGAGGUUCACCAACUACAUCCUCCUGCUCAUCGUCUGUCUGAGGAACAUGGAGCAGUUCUCCUGGAACCCUGACCACCUGUGGGUGCUGUUACCCGACGUGGCCAUGGUGAUUGCCUCCGAGGUGGCGGUGGACGUGGUCAAGCACGCCUUCAUCACCAAAUUCAACGACAUCAGCGCCGAUGUUUACGGGGAGUACCGAGCCAGUCUCGCCUUCGACCUGGUCAGCAGUCGACAGAAAAACGCUUAUACAGACUACAGUGACUCCGUAUCCAGAAGAAUGGGUUUCAUUCCUCUUCCUCUAGCACUGCUGCUAAUCCGUGUGGUGAGCAGCUCAGUUAAGAUCCAGGGCUCGCUCUCCUUUAUGUGUGUGCUGCUCUUCUAUUUUGGGCUGAUCACUCUGAAGGUGCUCAACAGCAUCAUCCUGCUGGGCACAUCGUGCGCAUUCGUAAAGGACGCAAAUAUGGAGGAGAAACUCUUCGACCCGCCGCCCUCGGCCGUCUCCAGCCGCAUCAACUCCCGGGCUCACCGUGCCAAGCCACCUCACACUGCCGCGGCACAGCAAGAACCGACGACGGACAAACCCGGAAUACCCUUGGCGUCAAUCAGCCCGCAGCCCGCCUACGUGGCCGAGAGCGCCGCCCUCCCCGCCGACGCGCUGCCCAAGACCGACUCGGACACCUUCCUCACCACGCCCGACGAGGAGGAUGACGUUAUUAAGAUCAUCAACACGGACACAGGCCUAGACGAAGAGGUGUUGGUGCGCCGGACCCCCAAGAAAGACCUGCUGGAGAUUGACCGCUUCACUAUCUGUGGCAACCGCAUCGACUGAACACCACAACGGUGGCGGCGACCGAUGAGUAUUUAUUAAUUUAUUACUGACACAAACCAGCAGAGGCUUUAAGCUGUUACUACAUGCCGGCACAAGGAGUUCACUGGGACUCGCCGGACCCCUGCCCAGGAUGGCGUGGAGACAGAAGUCACAGAAAUGGGAGAUGUGAAACUCUUGCUGUAUUGGUUACAACUGAACUGUGUGGUUUUUUUCUCUCAAAAGCACAAUCCACAUUCGGCAGUUGCUUUAAGAAGGAACACAUUUAUUUUAUUUUAUUGUAUUUUUUUUUUUUUUACUCUAAGUGAAAAUGUGAUGUUUUUAUCUGCAGUGGCAGACUCGCAGUAACAAGCUGGAAUCUUGAUGGCGUUCUGUUGUUGUUUUGUGUAACAUGUUUCUGAAUCAUUAGCCCGUUUCACACGGCCUGGAAAAGCAGGCAAUUGUUCUGUCUUCGGAGGUACUAUCGUUUUUGUGUAUAAGGAUACAGUAAUCCUCACUUAUUGGCGGGGGAUAGUGACCGAGCCCUGCAGUGAAUAGCGAAAAAAUGCAAAUAAUCAACACACCUGACACAGUUGUACUUCCUACCUAUCCAUUUUUAACAAACUCCACUUGCUCAAAUGUAAGGCAACGAGCUAGUCGCUACGUUAACUGUGAUGUCACUUCCUCCCUUUCGCUGGAAGGAGGGCAGACACGCAUCACAUUCUCAUGCCUUUUGCACAUUUAAUGAUGUAAAAAUGGCAUAUAAUAAAUAAUUCAUAGAUUGAAGUAAACCGUAUCAGAUAAAGAAGAUAUGCACAUUUACAAUAUAACAGGAAGUUUUGGCUUUGCGGGUUUACUGUCCCUUUAAACACUUGAGCUGUUUCACAUCAACAUACUUCCUUGACACCAAUUACUGCUUUCCUAUUGGCUGGGCUUUGGCGCCAUCAAGUGGCAUCUUAAAGGUCUUAUAGAAAGAAAACAAAAAUACGCUAAGAACCACAAUUUGUUUUAUCUUUUUUUUUGGACAAUUCUACAAAUGAUGCAGUCCUCUAGCAAUUUGGAAUGACUAAUAGAGCAAUAAUCUGGUACGGUGACCAUUGUGGAAAUGGUGCAGAGACUUCAAGAAAUUGAAGCAGUUUAAAGUGACUCGUAGUGUGAUAAUUUGUGUCAAUUGUGCAAAUGGUGCAGAUACUUCUCAAACACAAGAGUGGCCAGUAUUGGUCAACAACAGAUGUGCAAACAGUGUAGAGUGCCAAGACGACUACAGUGAGUGCACGGGUAAUGUAUAAUUGGCCCGACAGAGAUGUGACAACAAUCUCAAGACAAAAUUGGCAGCAUGUUACAAUGGGAGCUGUUGGAAUGUCUGUUUUAGUUUGCGUUGCUCGAUAGUGGCUACCUGAGGGAAGGAUCUGGAAGAGGUGGUGACCAGGAUGUGGAGGGUCCAAGAGGAUUUUGCAUGCUCUUGUCUUAGUUGGUGUGGCAGCACCAAACUAGACUGUGAUGGUUGAACACAGGACUGAUUCGAUGACAGCUGUGUAGAACCGCCUCAACAGCUCCCGUGGCAGGCCGUGCUUCCUCAGAAGCCGCAGUAAGUGCAUUCUCGGGUGGGCCUUUUUGAGAAUGGAGUUGAUGUUGGGCUCCCACUUCAGGUCCUGAGAGACUGUAAUUCCCAGGAACUUGAAGGUCUCAAUGCUUGACACAGGGCAGUUGGACACCGUGAAGGAUGUUUCCUGAAGUCAACAAUCACCUCUACAGUCUCGAGCGUGUUCAGCUCCAGGUCGCGAUGGCCGCACAACAGCUUCAGCCGCUCCGCUACCUGUCGAUAUGCAGACUCGUCACUGUCUAUGAUGAGGCUGAUGACUGUAGUGUCUGCAAACUUCGGGAGUUUGACCGCUGGGUGCGUCGAGGUGCAGUCGUUCGUGUAGGGAGAGAAGAGCAGCGGAGUAAUUUGGUCAGAAUACACAGAGGAUAAAGAAUUGUGCACACCUAACUCCUAAUCCACUCGCUUUUUGGGGGGCUGGUUCUGUCCUACAAACAAGCCACUGUUCACCUUGCACUCUUUUACUACGGAACCAACGCAGAGUACAACUUUCGUUCCCAUGAAGACAGAGGACGAAGCCAAGGUUGCUACUAUCACAGUCACAGUGUGCGAACUAAAAAACGAGCCUCAUAAAAUGAUAUUACAUUGAAGUGGUGGGAGCUGCCAAAUCACACUUGGGCAAUUGGCACUGAAGACAAAUACCACCCACCACUUUGACAAGCGUAUUCUCCCCUGGCAAAGGCAGCACUUCAUCACCAAAAUGCCAAAUGACACCAAAUUUGUGGAGCGAAUCCUUGUGUGUGGCUCAUGCUGGUGGAGGAAAAAAAGUCACUUUUCCAUAUUUGUCCUUUGACACCUAACACCAGGCACGCGGAAGCAUUUUUCCUAUCAAGGGACGUUAUUUUAAAGUCCUCCAAGGGGCCAUCGUAAAUUAUGGACAAAUGGGAUGCGAUCAAAUGUGAUAUCUUUUGUAAGCAUUUGUGGGCAUUUUUAUACAGGUUCCUCCGAGGUUUUUAGGGCCAUAUAUGGUCCGCAGGCCACAGAUUGCCCAACCCUGCUUUGAAUACAGAUCAAAAGAUUUUGUUUCUUUUGACAGUAUAGCGGCGGCGUGACUUUGAUUAAGACUGCUCUACAAUUAUGUUUUGAAAUGCUCAAAGGACCAAAUUCAGUCUCGUUUUGCUCUGCGUGCAUGAACAUCUGUUUGAACUUUUUUUUCCCUCAAUAAUCUCAGAACGACGUUUUACAGGUAAAAUAACUGAAAUAAGUUUUGGGUGUUUUGCAUAGACGUGAUUAUGUACCAUGGUAGAUUUCAACUCCCAUUUUACAUGAACUAUUCUUUGGCAAUGUGAUACAUGUCAGGUUUUCAAUGUUUUUCCACAAGUUUGCUGACACUGACAGGCAGGAUGGGAUGUCAGUCACCCUUGCAUUGUUUUGUACUGACUUAGAUGUAAUAGCAUGAGAACGCAUAUGAAGGCCACUAUCAUCCAUAGUUCAAUUCCAAUUGGGUUCCAUUUGAAUUGAAUUCCAAGUGACAUUUUUGAAUAGCACGCUCACCCACGCUUGUCUCACGUUAUAUACAGUGGGUAUAAAAAGUCGACACACCCCUGUUCAAAUGCCAGGUUUUUGAGAUAUGAAAAAAUAAGACUAAGAUCAAUAAUAUCAAAACCUUUCCCAUCAUUAAUGUGACCUAUAGCUUGCACAACAACACAAAUCAAAGGUGAGAGGAAGUAAAAAUAAGAUGAGCGCAUGUGGUUGCACAAGUGUACAGUUCACACCACCAUCUUCUAACUGGUGAUGUGGCUGUGUUCGGAAUAAUCCAGUCACAUUCAAACAUGUUCAAUGGGAGUCAGCACACACCUGCCACUGUUUAAAGUGCCUCUGAUUAACAAAUCAAGUUGAUAUUCUUAGAGGCUUUUGUUUUAAGUUUCUAAUUUUUUCCCUUAAAAUAUACAUAUUUCUUUUUUUCAAUUGUGUUGUACAGAUUAUAGGUCGCAUCCAUGGUGUAAAAAGAUUCAAAUCAUUCAAAUGGUUUAUCUUGGUCUCGUUUUUUGUAACAGUAUUAAAAAAAAAUCAUGGCUGUAGAACAGGGACGUGUCGACUUUUGAUGUCCACCGGACCUCGAUGCAACUAUCUCAUCUUGGACUUGCUGCCUCUUUGAUUGUUUAACUGAACAAUGUUACUGAUGGCUUCCUGAUUUGCUUCUUGUUCAGUCAGUGUGUGUGUGUGUGAGUGUGAGAGAGAGAGAUGUAAUUUUCGCAGAAUAAUAAUAAAAGGUUUUGUAAGGCA
Messenger RNA from Phyllopteryx taeniolatus (common seadragon), 5572 nucleotides. It is a transcript of the gene tapt1b, whose product is annotated as transmembrane anterior posterior transformation 1b. The coding region runs from base 43 to 1770 and encodes 575 amino acids. Gene Ontology annotation, cellular component: endoplasmic reticulum membrane; ciliary basal body. Gene Ontology annotation, biological process: maintenance of protein localization in endoplasmic reticulum; positive regulation of cilium assembly. The record is from RefSeq and is a predicted model, not a curated record. The transcript has 14 exons. Lineage: Eukaryota; Metazoa; Chordata; Actinopteri; Syngnathiformes; Syngnathidae.